AUGCCUCCUGCCUGUCGUUCUGCAUGCCUCAAUGCUCAUACUCCAUUGCACUUGGGGGCAAUAGAUGAGGAAUCAAAUAUUCAAGGUCAUUCCACCUCCCACCCACCUCUGGAACAAUCUGGACCCCGGCUCACCAUCCAGUGGCACCAUGACCGUGCACUUACCGACACACUGGUGAACUAUCUGACCACCCACCCUGCCAAUUGUCGAAUUCUAUUUUAUUCUGAUGGCAAGAAAGCCAUGGCUGCUGCAGAUGAUGGUCCCUCAGGCUCAGAUAAGGGGCAGAUAUACAGCAUUCUCACUAAGCUCAUCUUCACGGACCACAUCAAGUACGGCCCUGCAUACUCGGUCAAUCCAAAGAAAUUUUGUGAUGCGGUCUGCAAUCGUAUUGGGACUCUCAGGGGUAAAUACAACAAAAUCAAGGCAUCGUUUGGCAGUACGGGUGCUGGUGUCAUGCCAGUUGAGGGGACUUCAGCAAAAAAUCUGCUGGAUGCCGUUGUCUUAAUAACCGAGGGUCUUAUAUAA
Molecule: messenger RNA, 525 nt
Organism: Suillus plorans
Lineage: Eukaryota; Fungi; Basidiomycota; Agaricomycetes; Boletales; Suillaceae
Exons: 3
Coding region: 1-525 (174 amino acids)
Source: RefSeq, a predicted model, not a curated record